Molecule: messenger RNA, 849 nt
Organism: Necator americanus (New World hookworm)
Lineage: Eukaryota; Metazoa; Nematoda; Chromadorea; Rhabditida; Ancylostomatidae
Exons: 8
Coding region: 1-849 (282 amino acids)
Source: RefSeq, a predicted model, not a curated record
AUGGUAAGAGGUGGCGGCGACGGCGACGAAGGAGGAGGAAGAGGAGGAGCUAAUGCUGGACCUCGCCACGCCCACCCUCGACUGCAAAUGGUCAGUUUGGGGAAAGGGGGGAAAGAACAGCUGCGGACCAUUGGGGAGACAAAUGAGGUUCUGGUACUGCGUUGGCUAAGAACAGGUCCCCGAUUGCCUGAAUUGGCUUGUGGAAAUCCUGCUUUGGACUAUGUUUGGGGCAUCCCAACGGCAGCUUCCCGUGACAAAUAUCGUAACAUCGGUUCAUUCACAUUGCACGAUAGUGAGGAACCGAGUAAACAAGAAGAGGUGCUCUUCAUUUGUUCGCUCUUUAGAGCUGUGUGCGUACCGAAGGAUACAGUAAUUUUGGAUACUCCAGGAAAGGGAACGAUGUCCUCAUUGUUGGUUACGUUUAUAUCUGUUGCGUUUGUGAGCCAUAUUUCCGGCGAUGUCAUGCAAAUGGUUGAUUCACAAUGGAUGGAACGUUUUGUCCCACGGGAAUACAAGAAGUUGAAGCCAGAUGACGGGAAUGAAGCAGAUGUCUCCAAAGACAACAACUAUGGGUACAGUGAACAAGGGAUGAAAGAUCUGGAUGAGGUGGGUGGUUUAGUUGGAGGCGGUGACGCUGAACUACUUGGGAUUCUACGUCCUUACUACUCCGUCGUGGAUAUGUCCGCUAACGGCAAUAAGCAGGGCAUGGGUUCUUAUCUUCACGUUUUGCCCGAUUCUUCAGAAGGUGACGAACCUGUCUACACUCUCGGGGCAUCAUUCUAUGGUGGACUUGAACCUGCUGGUGCCAAGCUGGGCUAUAUGACAAGACCAUUCGGCAAGAAGAAAUAA